GACAAGUUUUCAAAUAUAUAAAAAUAGACCCUUCUAGAGAAAAAAAAAUCUUGGAUUUUCUUCACUUUGUUAUCAUCUCAUUCCUUUCCGUCUCUAUCAGUUGCUGGUAGAUGUGAGGAUAUAGAGAGAGUAAACCAUUUCUCUUGCCAUUACUUCUCUUCCAUUUUUUCUCACAUAAAUCUUUUCCUCUAAUUCAGCACAACCUAGUCCAGAUUGUUUUUGCCAGAAAACAAAGACAAGUAUCAUUAGGGUUUUGUUUUUGUCGUCUUGUUUAAUUAACCCCACUUUCUUUUUUUCCUUUCUCUUGUUCUUCUUUAGUUCUUCUUGUUCCUCUCUUUCAUUCUGUUCAAUAUUGUUUCUGUCUGUUCUUGGGAUCUGAUCCGACAAGAAGCAGACAAAAGAAGUUGAAAGGGUUCAAUUCCCAAGGACUUAAUAUAGUUAUAUGUUGGAUUGAAGUUGAGAGAUAUAUACACAACUCUCACCUCAGUUUAUGCAUCAACAUAUUUUUGGAGGAAGAUCUGUGACUUCACCACCAUAUUUGCGAGCUUUGUGACUUGAUCUACACAAUGGAAGGUUCAUGCAUGAACUUUUUUUAUCCUUUUAGAAGAAGCAUGGGUGAGAAAUUAGUGGGGAUCACAAUGAGUGGUAAUCACUUGAAUGUUCAUCUAGUACACUAGACUAUAAAAAAGAGAAGAUAUAUAUGGAUACUUUUUCUCACGUUCCCCCAGGUUUUAGGUUCCAUCCCACAGAUGAGGAACUUGUUGAUUACUACCUAAGAAAAAAAAUAGCUUCUAGAAGGAUUGAUCUUGAUGUCAUAAAAGAUGUUGACCUUUACAAAAUUGAACCAUGGGAUCUUGUAGAGCUUUGCAGAAUAGGAACAGAAGAACAAAAUGAAUGGUAUUUUUUUAGCCAUAAAGAUAAGAAGUAUCCAACUGGGACAAGAACAAAUAGGGCAACUGCAGCUGGAUUUUGGAAAGCAACUGGAAGAGAUAAGGCAAUUUAUAGUAAGCAUGAUUUGAUUGGAAUGAGGAAAACAUUGGUGUUUUAUAAAGGUAGAGCUCCAAAUGGACAAAAAUCAGAUUGGAUAAUGCAUGAGUAUAGGCUUGAAUCAGAUGAAAAUGGCACACCACAGGAAGAAGGAUGGGUUGUGUGUAGAGUAUUCAAGAAGAGAGUAACAACAACACUUCGCAAAAUGAAUGAACAUGACUCUCCUUGUUGGUAUGAUGACCAAGUUUCUUUCAUGCAAGACAUGGACUCACCAAACCAAACCUCUCAAGCAAAUCCAAUUUACCAACAACUUCCAUAUCCUUGCAAAAAAGAGCUAGACAAUUCACCAUAUCAAAACCUACCUCGUGACCAUUUUCUUAAUCUCCCUCUUCUAGAGAGUCCAAAGCUUGCUCAAUCUAAUCCAAUGGUGACAACAUAUGGUACUAUAGAUCAUACAAAUUCCAUGCUUCCUUCACCAAUGCUACUACAAGAAGAACAACAUGUCUUGCAAACUAAUCAACAAAAUUUCCAUGCUAUGUAUGGAAACAAUUCCGAUGUCGAUGAUCAAGUUACCGAUUGGAGAGUUCUUGACAAGUUUGUUGCUUCACAACUUAGUCAAGAUGCAACAAAAGACGACAAUGACAACAUGUUUCAUGGCAAUGUUGAGUUCAGAAAUUUGGAGAAACAAGAAAUGGUGCCUCAUGAAAAUGCCUCAACAUCAAACUCAACUUGUCCUAUUGAUUUGUGGAAAUAGUGUGGCCAUAUGAUUAAGUUGGUUAUGAUGGGUUCAUACUAAUUAUAGAGUAAUUUCUAACUAUAAAACUAAAACAUGCAUGCAAGUAUUGUGUGAGUUCUUGUACAUUUUAAAUUUAAUAUGGCCAAAACUAUAUUACAAUUAAUAUGGAGAUUUCUAUAGCUCCAUAUGGUACAUCUAGAUAGCUUUUAUAAUUCAAUCAAAAUUUUAUGGAAUAUAUUGGUCACAUAGACCAGUGGAAAAACAUGUUUCCCUCAAGAUGUGGAAAACUUUGGAGGGUUAUCAUUGUAAUUUAACAUACAUGAUAAAUUGAUAUGAUAUGACAUAAUAUAUCCCUAAUA
Messenger RNA from Lathyrus oleraceus (garden pea), 2082 nucleotides. RefSeq names its product NAC domain-containing protein 7. NCBI's taxonomy places the organism in Eukaryota, Viridiplantae, Streptophyta, Magnoliopsida, Fabales, Fabaceae. The transcript has 6 exons. The record is from RefSeq and is a predicted model, not a curated record. Bases 701 to 1741 code for a protein of 346 amino acids. Gene Ontology annotation, molecular function: DNA binding. Gene Ontology annotation, biological process: regulation of DNA-templated transcription.